Messenger RNA from Frieseomelitta varia, 850 nucleotides. Its product is annotated as transcription elongation factor 1 homolog. The transcript is spliced from 2 exons. The record is from RefSeq and is a predicted model, not a curated record. NCBI's taxonomy places the organism in Eukaryota, Metazoa, Arthropoda, Insecta, Hymenoptera, Apidae. Gene Ontology annotation, cellular component: transcription elongation factor complex. Gene Ontology annotation, molecular function: RNA polymerase II complex binding. Gene Ontology annotation, biological process: transcription elongation by RNA polymerase II. The coding region runs from base 125 to 373 and encodes 82 amino acids.
GUAACUUCUCGCGUUGUACUCCAUGUUCGUUGAUAUAUAACACGCAACAGUUUAUAAUUUAAAUAUUGUAGAAAGCUUGAUACAAACUAGUGUACAUCAGGUUAUUCGAUAUAUUUUAAACGUAAUGGGCCGAAGAAAAAGUAAACGAAAGCCACCAAGUAAAAAGAAAGCUAUUCAACCAUUAGAUACACAAUUUAAUUGUCCAUUUUGCAAUCACGAAAAAUCAUGUGAGGUUAAAAUGGAUAAGUCAAAAAACACAGCUAGAAUUACUUGCAGAGUCUGUCUGGAGGACUUCCAAACUACAAUCAAUUUACUUUCAGAACCUUUGGAUGUAUAUAAUGACUGGAUUGAUGCAUGUGAAAAUGCAAACUAAAUUUUUUUAUUUUUGUGUCAGAUUGAUGCUCAAACUUAUUUACUUAUUUUUUUUUUUACUAAAUUGUAUCAGCAUUUAGCAUUUUAUGACAUAAUUGAACCAUAGACAAAAUCUGUGACAAUACGUAACUAAUAACAUAUAUUUUAUAUGUUAAUGAAAAGACAUUUUUAAUUAUAUAAAUUUAAUAUUUAGUUUAAAGUAACAAAAGUAUAUGUAUAGUAUAUGUAUCGUAUUAAGUGUUACAUUACAUUAAUUUCAAUUAUAUGACAUUCAUACAAUCAUAUUUAUAUGUACGAACCUUUCAUACUUACUAAGUAAGUAUCUGAAUGUUCAUUUUAAAAGUAAUAGGAAUAUUAUAUAAAUGUUAUAACCUACAUAUAUAUUUGUAUAUAAAAAAACAUAACGCUUUUACUAUAAAAACCAAGUUGUAAAAGAAUAAAAAUAUGAAUAAAAUACUAUAGUAUAACUUCAUAAAUA